AGGUUCUCUCAAUGCCUGAUGGAAUGCCCGGAAGCAAGAGUGAACCUUACCUUCAUCCGCCCCAAUUAUAUUAGAAGGCUUCUAACUUCCUGGAAGCAUACAAAAGAACCCUCGAGAAAGAUCGUCGUCAUUGGACCUGUUGGUUCAGAAGUAUACAAGAUUGUUUUGGGUGCUGCAACAUUACUACUCUGGAUUCUGAAGUUCGUUGAUGGAAUUGGAAUAUGUGCAGCAACUAGAAACAAAGUGUUUGAAGGUGGUUCAGUUAGAGCAAGAACUCGUCAGAUCUAG
Molecule: messenger RNA, 288 nt
Organism: Linum tenue
Lineage: Eukaryota; Viridiplantae; Streptophyta; Magnoliopsida; Malpighiales; Linaceae
Source: the annotation of a GenBank genome assembly